Saccoglossus kowalevskii is the source of this 1411-nucleotide messenger RNA. RefSeq lists its product as uncharacterized. The record is from RefSeq and is a predicted model, not a curated record. NCBI's taxonomy places the organism in Eukaryota, Metazoa, Hemichordata, Enteropneusta, Harrimaniidae.
UUGGUUCCAGAUCUCACGGGUGAAACAUGGCACGUAUUGCACUGGUGACGCUGUUCUGCUUGGUGUGCUUAAGCACAGGUGUUUUGGGUUCGCUUUUUGAAGGCGGCGAAGAUGGCGGUCUUUUUGAACAAUUUUCCGACAAACCCAUACUCAAAAUGAUGUUUCUGAAGAAUGUCCUCGGUGGAGCAGUUGGUGGUGGUAGCGGACCACCCCCCGUACUCAAAGCUUUGCUUUUAAAGAAGAUAUUUAGCGAAUCAGCUGGCGAAGAAGACGAAUCCAGCCCGCUAUUACGUGCAUUGUCCGGCGACACCCCAUCACCUAUCCUCCGUGCUUUGAUUGCCAAGCAAAUUAUGCAAAAUGGAGACCAGGCCAUAUUACCAAAAUUGUUGUUGUUGAAGACGAUUGUUACCAAUGUACGAGAGAAAAUAGUGGCCGAUAUUAAGGAAGCAAUUGAGGAUAAACGUAUCUAUUCGUUUGCCGUGCCAUUAGUAGCUGACAGUGCUUUGGAAUACACUAACGAUGAAGGUGAAAUGAAAGGUUUCCAGAUCGAUCUGCUCAAAAAAGUGUGCGAAGUUGCCGGAAAGAAAUGCGUGGGCAUUUACGAUUCAACUGAAAACUGUGUGGGCCACGAUGGACGCCAUUUUACUGUUGGAAAGGGUCUCGCUGGGAAGGAAUACGAUGCCUGCUUUGGUUGGUUUAAGUCUGUCGCACGCUCCCAAGCAGUUAACUUCACCGAAUCAUACUGGGAAAUUGAGAAUAAAUAUAACUUCUACGUUAAAGAAGGAAACCCGAAUGGAUUUGACCCGACCAAUAUUGGGAGCAAGCGUAUUGGUUUUGUAACUGCAUGGGCUGGCGGCGACCCUUGUCUGUCUGGCAUAGAUGGCUAUGAUACAGCGAGCAGCAACUAUGCCCAAAAUCUAAUCGCUCUCCUCGACAACUUGAAAAACGAUGAGGAUGACGCCAUCUUUCUGCAACAAGCUUAUUCACAGCCAGCUCUUGAUAAGGGAUACAUUCGAAUUGGGGACGUUAUUGAGUGUUCUGAUUCGGAAGUUGUACAUGGUGUAUACAGGAAGGAUAAUCCACUUACAUGGUUCAGUGACACACUGAGGGCAAUGAAAGAAGACGGCACAUAUUACGGAGUAUGUGCUAAGGCCGCAAAUGACCACGCCGAAAAGGGAGGUGUCAGCUGUGUAUAAAGAAGAACAGAGCAUGGUUAGAUUCAGAUGUUCAAAUUUGUAAUCUUAGUUAAACAUCAAAAAUACAUUUUAAAACGCAUAGAUCGUAAUAAUAAUCGCUACAAUAAGACGUAGUUAAUAGAAAUAUUUUUUAUUAGUUAUGUUCUAUUCGACUGUAUACAUACUUUUAUUAUGACUAGAAUACAAUUAUGAAAUAAAUAGUAUACACAAAAUAA